This is a messenger RNA of Paramecium octaurelia, 642 nucleotides long. NCBI's taxonomy places the organism in Eukaryota, Ciliophora, Oligohymenophorea, Peniculida, Parameciidae. The record is from the annotation of a GenBank genome assembly.
AUGGAAUAACCAGAAUAAAUACCAGAAGACCCUAAGAUGCUAUUGUUGACAAUGGAAUUAAAUAGAAUGGCAUAUGAAAGGUAGAUUAUCAAAUCAAAAGAAGAACUUUCGAAGAAUAAUAACAAUACAUCUAAUAAGGAUAAUCACUAAAUUAAAGAAUAUGAAAAUUAAAUAAGAAAACUUAAAGAAGCUUUGGAAGUUAAGGAUAAAAAAUUAGACUAGCUGACUCAAGAAUUAAACUAAGAAAGAUAAAAAAAUGAACAUCUUUAAAAAUAACUUAAUAGUGCCUCUAAAUAAUUAUAAUAACCCAAGGACGUGAAAUCUUAGCCUAUUGAUGCAAAAUCGCUCUAGUAAUUAUUAAAAUAAUAACCAAAUUCAAAACCUCAGGUUUAAACUGUUAUGCAAAAUGUACCAAUAAAAGGAAACCCAACAAUUAAAUCAUACCCAGGUCAUUAGCAAUAAUAGGCUCCUUACUUAUAAUAACAUCAAUAAUAGCAGUAGCCACCACAACAAUAGUAAUCUUCACAAUCAAAGCACAUUGGCAAUUAAUAAAAGUAAGUUUAUCAAGGUUAACCUUAAUAUCCAUAAUAGCAACAACCUAUGUACAUCCCAUAAGCACAUGUAUCUUAUUAAAGAAGAUGA